AUGAAGAUAUUUGUGGCAAUUGUAUUGAGCGCCUUGGCGUUGGCUCAAGCGGAUAUAAGUCUCACGCAGCAGGGUUACAACUAUCGCGUAAUGCAGCCACUGCAGCAGCAGCAGCAGCAACAACCCAAUGUGAUUGCUCAUUUGUUGAACCAGCAAUUGCAGCAGCAGCAACAGAUGCAGCAGCUGCAGGGCAACACUCAAGUGCUGCCACCACUGAAUGUGCCACUCUCCUACUUGCCUCCCCAAGCACGCAACACUGUGAACACUGUUAACACUGGCAGCACUGGCAACAUCUUCCCCAUGCCCGCCAACUUCCCCAUCAACUUUGCUCCACUGCUGCAGCAGCAACAGCGUCGCUCUCGUCCACGUCAGCGCAUCAACAAGAAGCCCAUUGUCACCAAGAACUUCUUCAUUCACUCCGCUCCCGAGGAGUCUGAGGAGGAGAUUCAAGAUGAGCUCUCUCAGUUGUCCCAGCAGCCACGCAAUCACUACAAUGUGCUGUUUGUGAAGACACCCGCUCAGACCAAUCGCGCUGCCGCUUUGAACCUGGCCAAGACACUCAAGCAGGAGAAGACUGUCGUCUAUGUGCUCGCCAAGAAGACCACCGCUGCUGAUCUGCAGGACGCCAUUGCCGAUGCACCACAGCACAUCAACAAGCCCGAGGUGUUCUUCAUCAAGUACCGCACACCCGAGGAGGCUGUGCAUGCCCAGCGCCAGAUUCAGUCGCAGUACGAUACUCUCGGUGGCAGCUCCACCAUUACCGAUGAGGGUUUGGCGCCCAUUACCUCAGUUGUUGGCUCGCUGGAUGCGCCUGAGGAGGAGGAGGAUGAGCAUGUGCAACAGCAACAGCAACAGCAAGAUGUGCUGUCUGGACAGGCUCAGCUCAGCCAGCCAAUCAACCAGAACAUCAAUGGCAACGGUGGCCCCAUCAACAAUCAGUAUCUGCCCGCUCAUCAGUUUUAA
Messenger RNA from Drosophila busckii, 963 nucleotides. Its product is annotated as SWI/SNF chromatin-remodeling complex subunit SNF5. The record is from RefSeq and is a predicted model, not a curated record. Bases 1 to 963 code for a protein of 320 amino acids. The transcript is spliced from 2 exons. NCBI's taxonomy places the organism in Eukaryota, Metazoa, Arthropoda, Insecta, Diptera, Drosophilidae.